CUCUCCUCAGCCAAGUUGUGUAUACUUUCCUCCCAAAUCAAAUGAACCAUCGCCAUUCAAACUCAAGUGUCUCCGCCGGCCAUCCGAUAAGGUAUCGCAGCCAGAACUUCUAUUCGUCGCCGGUGCUGCUAUCGGCCAUCAUUGCGGCCGGUCUUAACUCAAGAGGCUCACUCGGCAGCGGGUGUUCUCAAACGCAGAAGGUUUCAAGGUAUCCAAAGCUUUGCUUUUUGUAGCUAAGGUUCACUCUGGAGAUUCUCGGAUAACCUCGCACUCAGUGUAUAGGAGCUCUCCUCUCGAGUCGCAACUAGGGAGUAAUAUUUUUGUUUUUAUCUUGGCAAAUCUCCAAUCAAAGAUGAGCUUUAGCCUCCAUUGUCCACACACGUAAUUCAAAUAUCAAAAUGGUACAUCCAAUUUGCUUCUCUUCCCAAUUACACAUCCCCUCACCAUCUCCCUCUUUCAUCCCACCACCAUCUUCAAAACUCCACAAUCCAACCUUGAGCAUCCCAAUUAAACCGAAACGCUUCUCUCUCCACUUCUCAAAACCUAAUAGUUCCCUUUCCCCAUCAAAAAGGUUUUAUCCUAGAGCGGCCAAUCAGAACACAGAAUCCAACAGGAGAGCCCCAGAAAACCAAUCUCAACCGACAAAAUCAGAUGCUGAGGUUGUUGCUGAUGGAGGUGGUAAAGACGACAAGGACGUAUCACGUUUGGCUUCAAAAAUAAGGGAAGCUAUAGAGACGAAGGAGCCAGAUUUUUGGAGCGGAGUGGUGGAGGAGAUAAGGGAGAUCGAGUGGCCUGCUUUCAACAAGGUUAUGGGUACUACUGGAGUGGUGUUGGGGGUUAUUGCUGGAUCCAGUAUCGUUUUGCUUACCGUCAAUGCCAUUUUGGCUGAGCUUUCUGAUAGGGCCUUCGCUGGGAUGGGAGUCCAAGAUUUCUUCAGCUGAGCAGAUGAAUGGAAGCUGCUUAUUUUUUUCUUGUUUUAGGCACAAAAUUGGGCUGCUCGUUUGUAAUUCUGUGUUAUAAAUUUGGCUAUUCGGUUUUCACUUUUUGAUUUUUAGUUCUUGAUGAAUCAUCAAAUUUUAUACAGACAUGGCUAUUUAGUAAAUAUUUUAAUUCUAGUUAUAUACUUUGUAUAUGACUAAAAUUAAAAUCAAUGUUCUAAAAGUCGCUAGGCGCUAGUCGGGCGUUAGCCCAACACCUAGCGUCUAGGCGGCUAGGCGGGUGCCUAGGCGGGGACUAGUCAAAAACAUAGAAAUUGCAUUUUUAUCUAUAUUUUUGCAUAAAUAUGAUAAGUAAUAUUGUAUUUUUGUGUGUAUA
This is a messenger RNA of Cuscuta epithymum, 1314 nucleotides long. NCBI's taxonomy places the organism in Eukaryota, Viridiplantae, Streptophyta, Magnoliopsida, Solanales, Convolvulaceae. The record is from the annotation of a GenBank genome assembly.